This is a messenger RNA of Psammomys obesus (fat sand rat), 495 nucleotides long. RefSeq names its product intraflagellar transport protein 46 homolog. The transcript has 4 exons. NCBI's taxonomy places the organism in Eukaryota, Metazoa, Chordata, Mammalia, Rodentia, Muridae. The record is from RefSeq and is a predicted model, not a curated record. Gene Ontology annotation, biological process: intraciliary transport; cilium assembly. Gene Ontology annotation, cellular component: intraciliary transport particle B; centrosome; motile cilium. The annotation marks the transcript as partial.
GAGAAGAAGAAGCCCUCACAGCUGACACCUCAGCGGGGCUUCAGUGAAAAUGAUGACGAUGAUGAUGAUGACUCAUCUGAGACUGAUUCUGAUGACGACGAUGAUGAUGAGGAGCAUGGAGCACCUCUGGAAGGGGCCUAUGAUCCUUCAGACUACGAGCAUCUGCCAGUCUCAGCUGAGAUCAAGGAGCUCUUUGAGUACAUCAGCCGGUACACACCUCAGCUGAUCGAUUUGGACCACAAAUUGAAACCUUUCAUUCCUGAUUUUAUCCCAGCGGUUGGGGAUAUCGAUGCAUUUUUAAAGGUUCCGCGUCCUGAUGGAAAGCCUGACCACCUUGGCCUCUUGGUGUUAGAUGAACCAUCUACAAAGCAGUCAGAUCCUACUGUGCUCUCGUUAUGGUUAACAGAGAAUUCCAAGCAACACAACAUCAUGGUGAGCAGUCAGUCUAGAAUAGGGCCCGUGUCAGAUUCUGACCUUCCCUUUGUAUUCAGUUGA